AUGAGCUCGCGGACUUUUUUUGCCAAUUAUGCCGGCCAAAAGUGCUACACAUUGGUUGAAUCGGAUAUGGAAACAGAAGCGAUACUGGAACCACCGGAUGAUGCUGCUUUACGUUUCUUAAACGGAGAGACCGUUGAUGAGACAUGCACUUUGGAGUCGUUGCAGUUUACAGUUACGUUCGUAUGCAAUGAAGGACAAGAGACAUAUCGGGGCAAUUUCGAUAGCAGCACGAGGGAGCCGUCAGGAAUUUUACAGGGUGUGAAGAAGACGGUUUGGCUCCAAUGGCUGAAGGAGAUGUUUUUACAAGGCGAGUUCGAUUUGGACUACGAAUUCAAGGUGCUGGACACAGAGAACAGCAAGAAGCUUGCAGUGACCAAAGACUUUGGAGGGGUGCCUAGUCGAAUAUUGUUUGAGAUAGAGUGCAGUUUGGCAGAUGGUGAUUUCUUCAAUCUAGGAGAUGACAUUGCCAUCAAGUACGAACAGGAACUGGUGCUCAGGCGACGAAUAAGACAGCUGAUGCAGAAAAACGAGCAAAUGCAACGGGAUUUCGACGAGUGCCAAAAAAUCAACGAGCAGCACGCUGCUGCUAGCCAACGCGUCCAGGAUCAGAUCGCAAAGGUUGUAAUUCCGAUGUUCAACGAGAAAAAACGGCUGUUGCGAGAGCAAAACGGGGUACCUGAGUUUGAGCCGUUCGAAAGCAUCAAAAAAGAGAAUCUUAUCAAUUGGCAGCGACCCGACGCUCCAGUGAGGUUUGAUUAUAACGAAGAGCAUAAAGACAGAUACCAGCAAGAGAUCGAACAGGUGUCACCGCGCAAGCGAAAGCGAAAGGUGGUUGUCCGCGACCCGAGUCCGGACGAUACGAGCGAGACUCAAGACGAUGACUCUACUAUUUCUACAGACUCCACCAAAUCGGAUAUGCCAUAA
This is a messenger RNA of Ogataea angusta, 924 nucleotides long. RefSeq lists its product as uncharacterized. The record is from RefSeq and is a predicted model, not a curated record. NCBI's taxonomy places the organism in Eukaryota, Fungi, Ascomycota, Pichiomycetes, Pichiales, Pichiaceae. Bases 1 to 924 code for a protein of 307 amino acids. The transcript has a single exon.